This is a messenger RNA of Lindgomyces ingoldianus, 1264 nucleotides long. RefSeq lists its product as uncharacterized. NCBI's taxonomy places the organism in Eukaryota, Fungi, Ascomycota, Dothideomycetes, Pleosporales, Lindgomycetaceae. The transcript has a single exon. The record is from RefSeq and is a predicted model, not a curated record. Bases 165 to 803 code for a protein of 212 amino acids.
GUCGACUCCUGGCUGGUUCAUUGCGCGUAAUAUCUGCAUCGUUCUUUCUGUGCUCGAUCAGCUCGCUCUUGCCCCUUAUAACCUCGUUCCUUCUAUCAAAACACCACUCUGUCCCAAGCAAGUCUGCAAUCGGCGCCAUCACAUCCUUACAGCAUCACUCUGUGAUGAUUGUAAUGGCCACUGAUGCUUGGAUGCACCCGACAGCCACGAUCUCGCGUACGCAGUGGUGGGCUCAACGUUUGAUGCAAUUGGAGACGGGGACACUGCUUGAAGCUGGCAUCCCCAUCCUUCUGAUCUGGUCGAAGAGAUUGAGAGAGGCUUCAGAUAUGUGUCCUCGAACGCCUGCUCUCCACACUCCAGUGCUCAAUUGCCCUCACCUUAAACUAUCGCGUAUUGCCGGAGCGCGGGAAUAUCGUCACAGCGUCAUACACGCGGACCCACUCGUCUCCAGCGUCUCCAGCGUGGAGCUGCAUGAUUCUGAGUUCGCGAUGGCUGAAUUAUCGUGCCAAUCAUCACCAACGCCAUGCGACACCCUUCUCGAACACUUAAACCUUUCUAAGCUGCUUUACAGAUACGACAGGGAGGGUCUCGCCCUACCUACACUUCCUGGUGCUUGGGUGCGGUUCCCGCCCGUUGGCGCUAUCGCUUGGCCUCCGGUUUCUCGCCGAAACCUUCUCGGCAUUUCCGCGUGCUCUUUUGCUUUGAAAAAAAGUCGAGCGCCAGGUCCUGCACUAUCCGUUGGCUCCAAUUGUUUCACACCGUCUUGCAAUCUCACCACUAACAUUGGCUCCGCGCGUCCGUAGACGAAGAACUAGCACUCGGAGCGGACCCUUGCUGCCUGCGCAGAGAGAAAGACCGUUUUGCGUUGGAGUCGUGCACCCCUCAUUCAACAGCUCCUCCGAGGUCAAGACGACUGGGUCUCAAGAAGCUGGUCUGCCCCACUUGCUUCCCUCAGAGCUAUGAUAAAGGGCUAACUAUCUCACCAUUACUGCGAUUGCGAAGGUACCCAUGCUGUCGUCGUAGCUUGUACCUUGCCUGCUAUCUGAUUGCGUGAGGUACAUAUCUAAUCCAGCACUUCCGGUCAACUUUACUUGAAAAUUCUCUGUGGCUUCCUCCCUCACCUCUCCCUCACCUCUCAACUCACCUCUCAGCCUCCAACCUCCUCUCCCAUCCUAUAUAACCCCACUCGUCUUACAUCUUUCUGUUCUCCCAUCUUUCCUUCUUCCUCAAUCCUUCAUCUGGUUUCAAGUCUUCUUUUCUACUC